Molecule: messenger RNA, 1287 nt
Organism: Fusarium sp. VM40
Lineage: Eukaryota; Fungi; Ascomycota; Sordariomycetes; Hypocreales; Nectriaceae
Source: the annotation of a GenBank genome assembly
AUGUCCGAAAGGGAUUCCCCCAUUGGCGAGCACGCCAACGAGCCUGUCAACGAUGGCCAGGAGCAAGAGUAUGAUGAUGCUCUUGCCGCCGCCGACUCUGACCGUGACUCGGAUGCGCUUUCCGAAGUAGACGAGGAUCAGUUUGAGGAUUACGACCCCGAAACCGCCAACAUCGAAGAUCGUCCAGUCGAUAUCGACGAAGACGUUGCUCGCACAUUGAAGGCCACCAAACGAAAACGCGCAGAGGGAGAAGCCCCAAAGAAGCCACGGGAAGGCCGCCGAGAUAAGAAGCGUCGAGAUCGAGAUGAUGAUGUUGAGAUGGACGAUGCGGACGAUGGUGGUAAAAAGUCACGGCGAGCAAGACGCGCCGCCGGCGAUGGAGAGCGACGUCCUCGGCCCAAGGCUACUAGCCCAGAACCCGAGCGGGAGGAACAUCUAUCACCGGAGGAAAAGCGAAAGCGUGCUAUUGAUCGAGCUCUUGAUGCAGCGAUCAAGAAGCCAAGCGGUCCCAAGCGCAGGAAGAAGGAUGAGAUUGAUCUGGAGGACGAGAUCGACGAUUUGCUGGCUGAUCUCAAGGUGCAGAUGGAACAGGCAUGCCAGGCUGACAACCAGGCUCGCGAGGCUGGACAGCCCGCUCUUCACAAGCUGAAGCUGCUCCCUGAGGUCACUGCGAUCCUGAACCGAAACAACGUCCAGCAUGCUGUGCUGGAUCCGGAUACGAACUUCUUGCAACAUGUGAAAUUCUUCUUGGAACCUUUGAAUGACGGAUCCCUCCCAGCGUACAACAUCCAGCGUGACAUUUUCAAUGCUCUUGCCAAGAUGAACAUUGAGAAGGAGUCACUUCUCAGCAGUGGUAUCGGAAGGGUGGUUAUCUUUUAUACCCAGAGUAAGAGGCCCGAGCCUAGUAUCAAAAGAGUUGCCCACCGACUUCUCAGAGAUUGGAGUCGACCUAUUCUGAACCGAACCGACGAUUAUAAGAAGCGACAAAUUGAGACUCGUGACUACGAUUAUGACGCUGCCAAGAUGGCACAACGCCAAAAGGCAAACUCGCAAUUCACACUUUCCCAGCGUCCUGCGGCCAAUGCCAAGGAUGCUGAGCGCGAGCGUCUCCUUGCCCCCUCGCGAGGCAACAACUCGGCACGUAUGGUCAACCUGCCUUCGAGCUACACUGUUGCUCCCCAGAGCACCUUCAUGGGAACCUCAAACUCCAACCAUCGCCCUCUUGGUGCUGGUGGUAUGGAAGCCUUCCGCAAGAUGACCCAGAAGAACAAGAAGCGAGCUGCUUAA